This is a messenger RNA of Venustampulla echinocandica, 1176 nucleotides long. RefSeq names its product Concanavalin A-like lectin. The record is from RefSeq and is a predicted model, not a curated record. Lineage: Eukaryota; Fungi; Ascomycota; Leotiomycetes; Helotiales; Pleuroascaceae. Bases 1 to 1176 code for a protein of 391 amino acids. The transcript has 2 exons. Gene Ontology annotation, biological process: fungal-type cell wall organization; carbohydrate metabolic process. Gene Ontology annotation, cellular component: fungal-type cell wall. Gene Ontology annotation, molecular function: glycosyltransferase activity; hydrolase activity, hydrolyzing O-glycosyl compounds.
AUGCGUACUACAUUCUCUGCGGCGGCAGCCGUCCUGGCAGCUCUUCAGCUGGUUCAGGCCCAGACCUUCACUGACUGUGAUCCCACAAAGAAGACCUGCCCCUCCAACCCUGGCCUAGGCACGACUCUCACGACCGAUUUCACCAAGGGCAAGAGUGAUGACUGGAAACUCGCGGAUGGAACCACCCUCUCUUACGAUGCCAAGAACGGUGCCAACUUCGAGAUCAAGACCAAGACCAACGCACCUACGAUUUCAAUGAACAAGUUCAUCAUGUUCGGAAAGGUCACCGUUGAGUUGAAGGCCGCCCCGGGAGCCGGAAUUGUGAGCAGUUUCAUCCUCGAGUCGGACGAUCUCGAUGAGAUUGACUGGGAGUGGAUCGGAUCUACCGAUACCUCCGUUGAGAGCAACUUCUUCGGCAAGGGCAACACGACCACCUACAACCGUGCCAUCUACCACGACAUGGCCGAUCCCCUCGGUUCCUUCCACACUUAUGAGAUCGACUGGACCAAGGAGUCGAUCAAGUGGAGCAUUGAUGGCAAAGUCGUUCGCACCCUACCAUACGAUGAUCCUCUCACCCUCGGCGGUGCCAACUAUCCUCAGACCCCUAUGCAGGUCAAGAUGGGCAGCUGGGUUGGAUGUGCCGAUGCCGCCGCCGCUGCGGACCCGAAGACCAAGGGUACCUGCGACUGGGCCGGUGGACCAGCUGAUUUCACCAAGGGGCCAUUCUCCCAAUUCGUCAAGUCUGUUACCGUCCAAGAUUACGGCUGCGGCGGUGAAUACACCUACGGCGAUUUGACCGGAAGCUACCAGAGCAUCAAGUCCUCCGGCAAAUGCGAUGGUAAGGGCAGCUCUGACAGCUCCAGCUCCGCCUCCAAGUCCGCCACCAGUACCAAGAACUCCAGCAGCUCUGCCUCAGCCAAGCCCACUGCCAGCGCCAACAGCACCAGCAGCGCUUCUCCCACUGGUUCCAACAGCACUACCCUGACCACCGCAACCCCAACUGGCGCCGGAGGAAACGGAAACUCCAACCCCACUGGUUCAGCAACCAACACUGCCGGUGGAGCAGCACAGACCAGCGCAAGCGCCGCCUCUUCCGUCAAGCCUCAACGCCAGUACGGAUUCUUGGACAUGUCCGUCAUGGCCUUGGGUCUCGGACUCGGCUACCUCGUCAUGUAA